This is a messenger RNA of Echinococcus granulosus, 312 nucleotides long. RefSeq lists its product as hypothetical. The transcript is spliced from 2 exons. Bases 1 to 312 code for a protein of 103 amino acids. NCBI's taxonomy places the organism in Eukaryota, Metazoa, Platyhelminthes, Cestoda, Cyclophyllidea, Taeniidae. The record is from RefSeq and is a predicted model, not a curated record.
AUGAAGCCUUCAAACACCUACAGAUUAAAUGCAAUGAUACUAUUAUUUGUAAAAACACUUCAUGAAAAAAUAUUUGUGACAAGUGCGCAUUACAUGCACAGAUUACAAGCAUUGACGCAUUAUAUACAUGUAGUAUGGUCUAACAUCAUUCGAGACGGAAGUAUCAAUGUAUUGAAUAAGUCUCAAGCUAACCCACCUCUAAACAAAUUAUCAUUUAACUUAUUGGAGGGCGCAGCUCAUGAUGCGAAGCCCAUUAGAAAUUCAACUUAUGAAUUUGAUGGACUCUUGGUCAAGCCGAGUGAAGUAUCUUGA